AUGCAGAUUGGUGGAAUUAUAAACGAAACAGAUGUAAUUGUAUAUGUGAAAGAAAACUCUACAACUAUUCUUGAAUGUCCAUUCAAAAGUAUAUCAGGAAGUAUUUCUUGGAUAAGAUAUGCACGUAAAGAUGAUAGGAACGAAGUAAUUGUUGACAACAGAAAUAUAAACCCAAAUAUUAAACAUAUCAAAGGUGUUGGUGAUCAAACGAUUGGUGAAUACCAUCUUAUUUUAUCACAAAUCACUAAAGCUGACGAAAAGAUAUAUAAAUGCGUAUCAGUUAUUGACAAUACUCCACAUGAGGCUGAGAUAUCAGUCCGUCUGUCGACGCCGAAAGAUGAAAUACAGAUAAUGAAUGUCACUGAAUCAAAUACUAUUGUUGCUGUUAGUGGACUAUGUUUAACUUUGAAAUGUAUUUCUGUACAUCAGCCCUCUAGUAACAUUUCGUGGUCAUCUAAUGGCAUAAUAAAAAGUCAAGACCAGGGAAAUUUGACUGCCUAUGAAUUCACUCCAAAUGAAGAAGAUCAAAAUUCUAUAAACACAUGUACUGCAGUUUAUACAGGAAAGACAAUUCGGAAAAGUGUCCGAUUGAGUCUUGUACAUAAGUCUUCAGAACUAAGAUAUAGUUCUACAACAUUGGAAACCAUCAAAGAAGAACAAGGUAAAAUAUAA
This is a messenger RNA of Mytilus trossulus (common blue mussel), 672 nucleotides long. RefSeq lists its product as uncharacterized. Lineage: Eukaryota; Metazoa; Mollusca; Bivalvia; Mytilida; Mytilidae. The transcript has 4 exons. The record is from RefSeq and is a predicted model, not a curated record. The coding region runs from base 1 to 672 and encodes 223 amino acids.